Molecule: messenger RNA, 2122 nt
Organism: Durio zibethinus
Lineage: Eukaryota; Viridiplantae; Streptophyta; Magnoliopsida; Malvales; Malvaceae
Product: protein NUCLEAR FUSION DEFECTIVE 4-like
Cellular component (GO): membrane
Source: RefSeq, a predicted model, not a curated record
UAAUACUUUUCACGUUUAAAAAUUAUAUUUCUUCUUUCUUAUUAUUUCUAUUUUCUCGAUAUUUUCUAACAUCAUACUCGCACUCUAAAGUUUAAAUACCCAAAGUCAGCCCCAAGUUCGAAGACGUCAAAUUCCAUCCCAAACCGCCAUUCAAAAUCCUCUCAUCAGUCAUCAGCCUUUCGGGUUUUCUUGGUUUUGCUCUGUUUAGACAGGUUAGAGGUUAAUGGGGUUUCGAGAAACUUACACGUUCAGUGCCUGGAAAUGGUUAGGCUUUGUUUCUGCCGUAUGGGUCCAGGCCAUUUCAGGCAAUAACUAUACAUUUUCAAACUACUCCGAUGCUCUCAAGACACUUAUGAGCCUUACCCAACUUGAGCUUAACAAUUUGUCUGUGGCUAAAGAUGUUGGUAAGGCUUUUGGUCUUUUGGCUGGCCUUGCCUCUGAUCGUUUGCCCACGCCGGUUAUUAUCCUUAUUGGUUCCAUUGAAGGAUUGAUUGGUUAUGGUGCUCAGUGGCUUGUCGUCAGUCAGAAAAUUCAACCCCUUCCUUACUGGCAGAUGUGCAUAUUCUUGUGCAUGGGAGGCAACAGCACAACAUGGAUGAACACAGCAGUGUUAGUAACAUGCAUCCGCAACUUCCGCCGCAACCGUGGCCCGGUCUCUGGCAUCUUAAAAGGCUACGUUGGUCUCAGCACCGCCAUCUUCACCGACCUCUGCUCUGCCCUCUUCUCCGAUGACCCUGCCACAUUCCUCAUCAUGCUCGCCGUUAUUCCCUUUGCUGUUUGCCUCACUGCCAUCUUUUUCCUCCGUGAAAUCCCCCAAUCCGCCUCCAUCGCUACAGAAAAUGAAGAAACUCGCUAUUUCGCAAUAUUUAACAUAGUUGCCGUUGUAGUCGCUGUUUAUCUUUUAGUUUACGAUUUCAUCGGUUCGACCAAUCAAGUUUUUUCGCUCGUUUUUGCUGUUAUACUUCUUAUUUUGUUAGCUAGUCCGUUGGCGGUUCCGGUUUAUUCUUUUGUAAAGAGUUGGCGCUUGGUCGGGUUCGAGCCUGACAUGGAGCGACAGGAACCAUUGCUGAAAGAGGAAACUAAGGCGACGGAUGUUGAGAAAACGGAGGCUGUUGCCGAGGAGACGGAAAUAGUGGCUGCUGCGGCUGUGGCUGUUGCUUCGGUGGAGGAAGAGGUGGCGACGGUGGAAAAGAAUAGGCCUGAGAUAGGAGAGGACCACACGAUAUUUGAGGCGAUGAGGACAUGGGACUUUUGGCUUUUGUUUGUGUCGUUUUUGUGUGGGGUCGGAACAGGUUUAGCGGUGAUGAAUAACAUGGCGCAGAUUGGCUUGGCCCUUGGCCACGCCGACGUUUCUAUAUUUGUGUCACUGACCAGUAUUUGGGGCUUUUUUGGACGGAUCUUUUCUGGUUCAGUUUCUGAGUAUUUUAUCAAGAAGGCUGGAACACCUAGGCCUCUUUGGAAUGCGGCAUCUCAGAUCCUGAUGGCAGUUGGGUUCCUUCUCAUGGCAUUAGCAAUGCCUGGUUGCCUUUACAUUGGUUCAAUUGUUGUUGGAAUCUGCUAUGGCGUCCGUCUAGCAGUGACAGUCCCUACUGCCUCGGAACUAUUUGGUCUUAAAUAUUAUGGUUUGCUCUAUAACAUUUUAAUCCUCAACCUUCCCAUCGGUUCUUUCCUCUUUUCUGGCCUGCUUGCUGGCUACCUAUAUGAUACACAGGCUACACCAACACCAGGAGGUGGGAAUACCUGUGUGGGAGCCCAUUGUUAUCGUCUUGUGUUUAUCAUAAUGGCUGUAGCCUCGGUUGUUGGAUUUGCUUUGGACGUUGUGCUGGCAAUUAGAUCCAAGAACGUUUAUACCAAGAUAUUCACCAGUCGGAAAUCGAAGAAAUCAUCGACGGCAUCUAAUGGCCAGCGAUAGAAAAUUCUGCAGCAAAGGGAAGGCUGGAAUGGUAGGAUUGAUGAGCUUUUGCUCAGAGAUAUCCUUGGUACACAGCAUUGGCUGGUUCCUCAUUUUAUAAGGCGAUCAAUGAUUCUAGAAAUCCAUUAGUAGGCUCUCUGGUCUGAAAUAAUUUCUAUAUCUGUAUUAAUAGUCUGAAUGGAUUAUUGUUAUUAUUUUUUUGUUUUUAAA